Nerophis lumbriciformis (worm pipefish) is the source of this 1759-nucleotide messenger RNA. RefSeq lists its product as uncharacterized. The record is from RefSeq and is a predicted model, not a curated record. Gene Ontology annotation, cellular component: external side of plasma membrane. Gene Ontology annotation, biological process: cell surface receptor signaling pathway; immune response. Gene Ontology annotation, molecular function: transmembrane signaling receptor activity. Lineage: Eukaryota; Metazoa; Chordata; Actinopteri; Syngnathiformes; Syngnathidae.
CCGAUGUUCUUUCUUUUUUUAUUUCAACAAACGCGGCUUUUUUUUAUAUACUUGCUGUUGUGACGGAGAGUAAAACACAGACACUGUUCAUUACUUGGGAAGGAAACGUCUCCACCAAGAUGUCUAUCUCUGUAUGUUGUGACUGUCCACUGUCGCUCCUCAAGACUGAUACUACGACUUCCAGUAAGCCAGAACACCGAACAUUUAACACGAGAAUCAUAUUUAUAUAUUUUUUUGUUGUUGAGUGAACAAGAGCCCACCGUGCUGGAAGGAAUGAACAGAAUCCUCAUGGCUUCAUUGCUGGGUGUGGCAGCAUGUGUGCUACAAGUCGCAGCAUCAAAAGAAGACUUGAAGGUCAGCGUGUCCGUGUGGCCACCGGGGUCAAAGGUCUUCCUCGAGGAGAGCGUGCUAUUGCGGUGCACGGUGGAGUCCAACGCCACUUUCGUGUGGAGCUACCGCUGGUCCCGGCACAAACCCGACACCAUCCAGAAGACUCCGGAGAACCCCCGCCACCUGAUAUCUGGCGGAAGCUACUUCAUCACGGCGGUGACGAGGGAGGAUGCAGGGACUUACUGGUGCUGGGCCGAGCGCUCCAACAGCAACAGCAGUGUGGCGUUCAUGAGCGGGCCCACCACGCUGAGUGUAUAUGAUCUACCUCUUCCCUCACUGACUCUGACUCCCAGCACACGGCACAUGUUCAUUGGAGACACCUUCACUGUCCAAUGCCCUGAGCCCCUGACAAACUCUUCGGCGUGGGUGCUGAAGCAAACCUCUCCCAGCUAUGGAACAAGGACCUAUGACUCCAACACUGCUGCAUGUUCACCACUUGGGGGCUCUGUUAGUCCAGUGAGAUCUGGCACCUGUGUCAUCUCUGCUGCGCGGAAGCAUGCUGGGCUGUACUGGUGCGAGGGUGCUGAAGGCCGCAGCAACGCCCUCCACAUCACCAUUAGCUCUGGUCCGGUCAUCAUGAGGACUCCCGCCUUUGCCGUACCACAGGGAAGUAGUGUGGUUUUAUCCUGUCACUACUGGAGAGGCAACCACACUAAAAGCACCUUUUUUAGGAAUGGCAUUGAAAUAAGCACUCUCAGUUCUUCCAGCCCUGGUAGGGAUAUAAAACUAACCUUAAAGAACGUAACAGAAGCGCACCAAGGCUCCUACAAGUGUGCUUCUCAGGACAGGAAGCUGGAGAGCCCAGAGAGCUGGUUAUCAGUAGGAGGCCACUCGUUAUCUGCGGACUUUUCAGCUGACGUCAGUCCUGGAUAUUGGAUCGGUUCAUGCAUUCUUAUCAUCGUCAUCCUGGCAGCUAUCUGGCUUAUUCAUUACUUCCGGUACAAGAUGCUCUACACCCAGAGCUGUUGGUCACCUUCUAACGAGGAAUCUCCUGAGGCGGCGCUUCCGGCCACCAAGCAGGAUGUGACAGAGGUACAGUGGGAUCUGUCCUGGAUGGAGAUGUCCAAUCUUCUCAAUCACACCUGAAGGUUCUAUUUCACCUCUAUCAUGUAUGAGCAGUUCAGCAUUUACUGUACACUAUGCACAUAGUAAUCUUCAGUUUCAUUAGCCCUGAUGUGGAUCACACACAGCAACAAGCUAAAUGACAAUUUAAUUUAUUUCAUACAUCUGUCUGAAUUCAUCAUGUGGCAGUUUUGCAUAAAAUACACUUACUUCAUAUUUGUGAUAUAUGUCGUCUGUCCAUGGCACAAGUAAGGGGAGACAACAAGGUUUUUAAUUGUAUAUUAUACAACAUUUAAUCAAAGAUAAU